Drepanopeziza brunnea f. sp. 'multigermtubi' MB_m1 is the source of this 1053-nucleotide messenger RNA. RefSeq lists its product as uncharacterized. Lineage: Eukaryota; Fungi; Ascomycota; Leotiomycetes; Helotiales; Drepanopezizaceae. Gene Ontology annotation, molecular function: protein binding. Gene Ontology annotation, biological process: protein folding in endoplasmic reticulum. Gene Ontology annotation, cellular component: EMC complex. The record is from RefSeq and is a predicted model, not a curated record.
AUGGCCAUCAGUCUGCCACAUCUAGAAAUUGCAACAACUUCCAUCGACCCGGAAAAUCGGUACAUCCAUAAUUGCACCAUGUCUUCCUCUCUGCUACACCCUCCUGCGCAUCUGCCGCCGUCGGUCGCCCUUCAGCUGUCACAGCAAGCCCCGACCUUGCUAAGAAGCACUCCGUCAUCAAUCUCGUCCUACUCAAUCAGCUCUCUAUGGUCCGCCGCCGAGACUCCUGAGCUAUGGACAACCUAUGAGAACCUCAUGCUGUCCUGCCUGCGCACUGGAGACGAGGAGAGUGCGCAUCUGUGCCUCCAGAGACUGACCCAGCGAUUCGGGGCGGACAAUGAGAGAUUGAUGGCCUUGAGAGGCAUAUUUCAGGAAGCUCGAGCAACCGAUGACGUUGAACUCCGGAAAGUCUUGAAGGAGUACGAUAACAUCCUGGCCCAAAAUCCCGAAAACAUGCCUAUCUCCAAACGCAGAAUCGCGCUCCUGAAGUCCCUUGAGAAAAUUCCCGAGGCGAUUACCGCCUUGAAUCAAUUUUUGGAUUCGUCUCCUACAGAUGCGGAAGCCUGGGCUGAGCUAGCGGAUCUAUAUGUAGCGCAGGGGCUGUAUCAACAAGCUAUAUUUGCAUUGGAGGAGGUCCUGUUGGUCACCCCAUACGCAUGGAACAUCCACGCACGACUUGGCGAGAUCCAAUACAUGGCGGCUGUAGCUGGGGAGACCGGAUCAGACAAAUACCUUGCCGAGGCUUUCCGACGAUUCUGCAGGAGCAUUGAGCUGUGCGAUGAUUAUCUUCGGGGGUAUUAUGGGCUGAAAUUGACGACCACUCGACUUCUGGCCAACCAAUCCCAACUAUCACGGCAAGCCAAAGCAGAUUCUGGACUUCCACCACCAGACCUCAAGACGGUUGAGCGCUUGAGUGAGAUCGCCACGGCCAAACUUUCAGAGAUUGUUCGCAGGAGCGUGGCAGGCGAAGCAGGGUGGGGUGGCUUUGACGAGGCUGAAUUGAUCGCCGCCAAAGCAUUACUGGACUCGGAAACGACCAAAAUUACUCGCUGA